This is a messenger RNA of Ahaetulla prasina, 3111 nucleotides long. Its product is annotated as acyl-CoA dehydrogenase family member 11-like. Gene Ontology annotation, molecular function: oxidoreductase activity, acting on the CH-CH group of donors. The transcript has 14 exons. Bases 1152 to 2876 code for a protein of 574 amino acids. The record is from RefSeq and is a predicted model, not a curated record. Lineage: Eukaryota; Metazoa; Chordata; Lepidosauria; Squamata; Colubridae.
AUUUGAUCUCUUCUUAAAAACUUCCAGCGUUGGAGCAUUCACAACUGCUGGAGGCAAAUUGUCCCACUGGUGAAUUGUUCUAACAGUCAGGGAAAUUCUGCCUUAGUUCUAGGUUGCUUCUCUCCUUGUUUCCAUCCAUUGUUUGUUUUCUCGGCUUCUGGUGUUUUGGAGGAUAGGUUGACUUGACUCCCUCUACUUUGUGGCAGCCCCUCAAAUAUUGGAAGAUGCUUUCAUGACACCCAAGGAUCCUCCUUUUCAUUAAACCAGACAUCCCCAAUUCCAGGAACCGUUCUUCCUACGUUUUAACCUCCAGCCCCCUUAUCAUCUUUCUUGCUCUUCUCUGCACUCCUUACAGAGCCUCAACAUCUUUUUUUCUAACAUGGGUACCAAAAGUGGAUGCAUUAAUGUAUCCAAAGUGUGGUCUUAUUGAGGCUUUGUAAAGCAGGACUAAUACUUCAGGUGAACCAGGUAACAAGAGGUCUGUCCUUCCAAUUUUGGAGUGAGGACCGGUCAGGAGAAAGCAGCCCUUUAGAUAUUGGAAGAUGCUAUCAUGUCACCCUUGGUCCUUCUUUGCAUCAAACUAGACAUCCCCAAUUCCAGCAUCCCUUCUUCCUACGUUUUAGCCUCCAGCCUCCCUAAUCCUCUUUCUUGCUCUUCUCUGCACUCUUUCUAGCGUCUCCACGUCUUUUUUUACAUUGUGGCGGCCAAAAGUGGACGUGACAUUCCGUUGCCUCCUUUGGCUUCCUCCUUUGGCGAGCUUCGGGGAGCUCGCCCUGCGCUCGCAGAGGCGCUGCAGAGAUUGGCCGGCUCUCGCUUUUGCCACCUUCCUUCUUUUGCAAUGGGAGAGGAGGAAUUGGGGAGCCCUGCCAGCCUCUAGGCGUCCCCGAUCCCUUCCUUGGCAGAGCCCAGAGCCGCCCUCGCAACGCCCCGGGGUUGGAAGAGCUGGCUGAAGGCUCGCGAUCCUUUUCUCUCGCACGAGAAGAAACGCGAUCCUUUUCUCUCUCCCACCGGGGCACCCGCCUGCCCCAAACCCGUAUAGGAACGCCCUGCGAGGGACGGGAGGGCAAAACUUCGCCCCAGCCGCCGUGGCGGUUCCCCAGCAAGAGCCUUUGUGGAAACAGGGGAACUGCGGGGCGCUGGAGGGUGCAAAUAUGGAGGCGCCUCGGAUUGGGAACCUCUAUCUGGAAGACCCCUUGCUCCAGGGUUACCUGAGAGCCCAUCUGCCCCCCGAGGUGUUUGCCGAAGUGAACAUUGACCUGGAACGGUUCGGAGCUCGUGUGAGAGAGGAAAUUGACUUCUUGGGCCGUGAGUGUGAGCUAAACCCUCCUAGAUUAUUGCAUUUUGAUGCCUGGGGACGACGUGUGGACCAAGUGAUCACUUGCCACGCCUGGAAGAGGCUGAAGGACAUCUCUGCUGAGGAGAGUCUUGUGGCUGAAGGUUAUAAAAGGAGAUAUUCCUGUUGGAGCCGUGUUUAUCAAAUUGCCAAGGUGUAUCUUUUUAUGAACUAUUCUGCUUGCUAUGGAUGCCCUCUAGCCAUGACUGACGGAGCAGCAAAAGUAAUUGAGUCUUUAGGUAUCCCAAAACCCCUGGAAGAAGCCUAUGCGCGUUUGACAUCAGGUGACCCCAAGACAUUCUGGAUCUCCGGCCAAUGGAUGACUGAACGCAAAGGCGGCUCUGAUGUUGGAGGUGGAACAGAAACUGUUGCACGGGAACUUCCAGAUGGCUCCUACAGCCUGCACGGAUUCAAAUGGUUCACAUCAGCGGCUGAUUCAGACAUGACGCUGACCCUGGCGAGGAUCGUGGGCCCUGAUGGGCAGAUAAAACAGGGCUCCCGAGGCCUCUCGCUCUUCUACCUGAAAAUAUAUGAGGAUGGGAAGCUGAACAGCAUAAAAAUACAACGGCUGAAAGAGAAGCUGGGCACGAGGGCGUUGCCAACGGCAGAGCUGUUGCUGGAUGGAGCUCGAGCACAUCUGAUCUCUGCCGAAGGCGAGGGGAUAGCUUGCAUUGCCAACAUGUUGAAUAUCACUCGGAUCUAUAAUACCAUCUUUGCAAUUCAGAAUAUGAGAAGAAUCGUUGACCUGGCACGGGAUUACGCCACCAAAAGGGAAGCCUUUGGAAAACCCCUCAAAGAUCACCCUUUGCACAUGCAGACUCUGGCACGAAUGGAGGUGCAAAGCCAAGCAGCGUUCCUGCUGGUGAUGGAGGUGGCGAGACUGCUUGGCCUGGAAGAAACGAAGGUGGCGACGGAGCAGGAGAAGCACCUGCUGAGGCUGCUCACCCCUCUCGCUAAACUUUAUACGGCAAAGCAGGCUAUCGCUGUGGCCUCGGAAGGCCUGGAGUGUUUCGGAGGACAGGGUUUCAUGGAAGACACAGGCCUGCCUGUUAUUCUUCGGGAUAGCCAGGUACUAUCAAUCUGGGAGGGAACCACAAACAUCCUGUCCCUGGAUGUUCUGCGCUGCAUUCUCAAGAGCCAAGGAAAAGCACUGGAUGUCUUUUUCUCCACUGCCCAGGCCAAGUUGGAGGCAGCUACCCGGCAGUCUGAACUGCAGGCUUCUGUGCAAAUAAUUCAGAAUAAUCUGCAAAAACUCAAGCAGUUUGUUCGAAGAAUGGACUCAAAGGGAGAAGCUGGCUGGCAGCUGGCAGCGAGAGACUUUGCCUAUACUCUGGCAUGGAUCUAUGAAGGAGUCCUUCUACUGGAGCAUGCCGCCAGGGCUGGUGCAUCAGCCACAAACAUCUACGCUGCUCAGAGGUGGUGCCAGGAGGAUGUCUGCCUUGUGGACAGAGAAGAGAAGGCUGGUUCUUACAAUUCGACAGCAGCUUCCCUGGAUAAAUCUUUGGUUUAUGAUGGGUAUUCUUCUCUGAGAGGAAAACUGUAGCAAAGAAUUACAAAUGCGAAAGAAGCCAUCCGGUGAAGGACGUGACCUGGAUGAGAAGUGUGUCUGUAUUAUGUAUGCGUAUAAGUGAGUCUCAAAAGUUUUCUUUUCAAAACAAGUCUUGAAAGGACCCAUGUGGGCAACAUUCCCACAUUAAGCACCUCUAUUAUACGUUAAAUGAUCAGUUUAACGUACAAUAGAGGUCUUGUGGUCUGAACUCACAAACUGACCUUUUGAA